Messenger RNA from Puccinia triticina, 1914 nucleotides. RefSeq lists its product as uncharacterized. The record is from RefSeq and is a predicted model, not a curated record. The coding region runs from base 1 to 1914 and encodes 637 amino acids. The transcript has 9 exons. Gene Ontology annotation, molecular function: protein binding. Lineage: Eukaryota; Fungi; Basidiomycota; Pucciniomycetes; Pucciniales; Pucciniaceae. Gene Ontology annotation, cellular component: nucleus.
AUGACAGUCAAGACCAGCAGCAGCCACGACCAACCUGCAAUGACCCCCUCCGGCUCAGACCAGCCGAACAACUGUUCUUCAAAAAUAUUCAAAAAUAAUAAACUCACUCACAUCUCAAUCGACUCCAACAAACCCUCGAGGGGAAGAGGACUAUUCCUAAAGAAGCAGCUCAACUCAAAAAUCAGACCAGGCACCACCCUACUCAAUUUAACCCCUCAUGUCGCCGUGCUCGAUACCUCUUGCCUAUCUUCAAGAUGUUCUUGCUGCUUCUUGGAGAAGCAAGACUUCGAACUCGACUACCCAUCCGCUCCAUCUAAUCGGACGAUACGAAGGUGUGGAAAAUGCAAGGUCAUAGCCUACUGCGGUUCGAACUGCCAACAGCUGGAUUGGGCAUCACACAAACCCGAAUGCACGGCCUUGGUAAACUACGCGAAACUAGCAGAAGACGCCACCAAGGCCAAUCAAAAAUCCAAGUCGACGAGUAGCACGACGGGCAUCGGUCUGAAAGAUUCGUUCGGACUUGGAGGAGAUGAACCCGAGAACGAUCCCCAGACGAUCUCACGCAUCCCGAGCGCGACCGUACGAGCCUUGGGAAGACUGAUCUGGAAGAAACGAAAAGAAGAAAAACUCAACCCCGACUGGUGGACAGGAUUGAGCGAGCUUCAACACCACUUGAAUGAAUAUAACUCAACUCAAAAAGAAUCGCUCAUGCAACUCAGUGUCACUCUCAGCCGAUACGUAGGGAAUCCGGAAUUGCUAGCAGUGUUUGACUCCGCUUCAGCUCUACUGCCAUUAUGUUCACGGUUCAUCGAUAACUCUUUCACGCUCACUUCGAUUAUUCUCGAUCAGAUCGGCGUCGUCUUCGUUCCCUCGGCCGCCUUCAUCAAUCAUUCCUGCACCCCGAACGCAGUCGUUGUCUUUCCUGAGGGAGGAGAAGGAGCUGGUAGCACGGCUGGGAAAGAAUGGGUCAAAGUGAUCGCGAUCAAGCCCAUCGAACCUGGAGAAGAGAUUCUUACCUCUUACAUCGACUCUGCCGGAACCCGACAAGAACGUCGGAAUGAACUCGUGAAACGCUACAAGUUCGUCUGCGACUGUCAGGCCUGUCAAUCUGAAUCCAACGAUCAGCAAGUCGAUCCACGGGAAGCGCUCAAAUGUCCCAAAUGCACCAAUUGGUUUUCCAUCGGCCCAAAAAGGCCAAACGCGCCAGAUUCCUGUAAUAUAUCUUCCCCAGCUUUCGAGAUGUCCUCACCCGGUGGUAGUCGUCCAGAUGCCGGUCCAUCUUCUUCUAAACGGGCUGUCAGAAAGGAAAUCGCCUGUCCACAUUGUGGAUUCUCUAGGUUGAUUGACGUGGAGGGACAGCGGUCAGCUAUUAAAAAAUCAGGCAAAGCGUUAGAUCCUGCCAAGGAGCCAGCCAAAGCGGCUUAUUAUGCUGAAAAGGCUAUGGAAUGGUUCCAAAGCAAACUGUCGCCGUUCACAUUUGGACCCGGAUUUUACCCGAUUCUAGAUCUCCGGCGGAUGCGGAUGGCGAGCUAUCUGAUGCGAUCCCAGAAGAGCAACCUCAGCCAAGCGACGAGCGAUGUGCAGCAGAUCUUGACCGGCGUGCACGAGGUUUACGGGGUAGGACAUCCGAGUAGUGUGGUGACGCGAUCGGUGAUCGCACAGGUGUAUGGCUACAUGUGCGCGUCGACUGUCGACGCCGAGACCAAGCCCACCAAUGCCCGCCAGAUCAAACUCGAACUGCAGCUCUUUGAAAACUUGAGGGCAAAUCAGGCCGCCGCCUUGGACGAGGCACGCAUCGGCUUCGGUGCUGUCCAUGGUGGCGGGAGACUCGGGCGGUCUAUCGCUCGCUCUAUCGAGCUCACCGAACGCGAAAUCAUCGCCCUCCGAAGCCUCCUACAAUCCUCCGCCACGUAA